AUGGAUGCACCCCCGGCCUCGUCCUCUUCCCUCCUUUCCGGCUUUGCAAAGCUGAUGUUUUGCAUCUGUGGGAUUUACGCCUGUUUUUUGACAUGGGGAAUUCUACAGGAGAGGAUAUCGACCGUUGCAUAUCCAACUGGCAUCGAGUCGCUACUAAUCGACCGCGUGUCUGUUUUUCCAGCAUGCUAUUUCAUCUCAUUUUAUAAUUAUGUGUUUACGCAAGUCCACCAGCUGCUUCUUGCAGUUACCAAGAUCGAUGCAAAUGACAUGGACAAUUCUGCGGACAAAUUUUCGUCAUUCAUCUUUUUGAACUUGUCGCAGGCUCUCGCCUCAUGGAUCGUAUCGUCAAGUGUAGUUUAUUAUUAUCGCCGCUCUUCCUCCUCAAGAGGGUCUUGCUCCUCUUCUAGUAAAGACUCUUCGCCGUUGAUAUCUUCCAUACCUGGCCAUCCAGUGGCUCCUACCAUUGACUCGAGAUUUCCAGCGCCCGAUAGAAGGCUCUUUUGGCUUUAUUUAAAGCUUUCAAUCAUUUAUUCGGUAUCCUCGCCUUUUGCAUAUGCAUCGUUGAAAUACAUCCACUAUGUGGCAAUGAAUUUGGGAAAGGCUUGUAAACUUCUUCCGCUCGUAUUGAUUAAAAUUUUUGUCAAGCGGGAGUCCAUUGAGAGGAGAAAGCUUUUCAACCUGCUUCUCAUCACAAUGGGAGUUGUUGGCUUUCUGUUUUUCGAAGCACCCAAGGGCGAUAGGUCUGCACAUCGAAUGAUGGAUCGAUCCGAAAUUUCAGGCCACCAGGCGCUGAUAUUUAAUUUUGACUCUUUUUCCAUUGUGUUCGGUGUUCUCUUAUUGUUGAUCAAUCUCUUCCUGGACGGACUAAUGAAUUCGAUGCAGGACGAGGUUUUUUCUACCUAUAAGCCUUCGCCAUUCCACAUGAUGUUUUACUUGAACAGAAACUCUACCGUUCUGAUGGUUUUGUAUCUUUUUUUGGCCCCAUGGUCGGAUGAUUUGAAAAGUGCCCUUAAAUUCAUCGCCAUUAGGCCGUCUAUUCUUCCCGAUAUUUUUCUAUUCAGCACGUGUGGGGCUGUCGGACAAGCAAUUGUAUUUAUGACGCUUGGAAACUUUGGCGCAAUCCUUCUGGUCACCAUCACGGUGACAAGAAAGUUGUUCACCAUUUUGCUUUCUGUGCUGUAUUUUGGACAUUCGUUAACACCUGGGCAAUGGUCCUCUGUUUUCAUAGUAUUUUUGGCUCUUAUUUUGGAGGCGUAUUUGUCGUCAAGAAGGAAGCAUCCCCUACCCCCUCCUAUCGAAGUGACUCCGGUUUCAUCCCCGGGAAAGUAUAAGGUUAUCAAGCCUCUCAGUGGUAAAGUUAAAUAA
Mitosporidium daphniae is the source of this 1365-nucleotide messenger RNA. RefSeq lists its product as uncharacterized. Gene Ontology annotation, cellular component: endoplasmic reticulum membrane; Golgi membrane. Gene Ontology annotation, biological process: UDP-galactose transmembrane transport. NCBI's taxonomy places the organism in Eukaryota, Fungi, Microsporidia. The record is from RefSeq and is a predicted model, not a curated record. The coding region runs from base 1 to 1365 and encodes 454 amino acids. Gene Ontology annotation, molecular function: UDP-glucose transmembrane transporter activity; UDP-galactose transmembrane transporter activity. The transcript has a single exon.